AAUUAUAAAAUCACUCACAGGAAUACCCAAGAUGAGGAUAGCCUUCUGUUUUGUAGUUAUUGCCGUUUCGGGAGCUCUCUCCUACGGUAUUGACUCAAAUCCAUUUUCCGAUGAAUUCAUAAACUACAUCAACAGCCAACAAAGCUCAUGGAAAGCUGGCAGGAAUUUUGACAAAGACACUCCACUGUCUCACAUUCGUAGUUUGCUUGGUGCCCUUGAAUCCCCCGAACCCAGAUCAAUGAAUGACGUCGUUGUCCACAGCGAAGACACCCCAAUUCCAGAAUCCUUCGAUGCCCGGGAACAGUGGUCCAAAUGCGAAAUUAUCAACGUCAUCAGGGAUCAGUCUGCAUGUGGUUCAUGCUGGGCUGUUGCAGCAACUUCCGCAAUGAGUGACAGGAUUUGCAUUCACUCGAAUGGAGAAAAGCAAAUAUUUGUUUCAGAGGAAGACUUGAUAUCAUGUUGCGGCAUANCAAGUGGAUGA
Leptinotarsa decemlineata (Colorado potato beetle) is the source of this 481-nucleotide messenger RNA. RefSeq names its product cathepsin B. Gene Ontology annotation, biological process: proteolysis; regulation of catalytic activity. NCBI's taxonomy places the organism in Eukaryota, Metazoa, Arthropoda, Insecta, Coleoptera, Chrysomelidae. Gene Ontology annotation, molecular function: cysteine-type endopeptidase activity. The record is from RefSeq and is a predicted model, not a curated record.